Molecule: messenger RNA, 2097 nt
Organism: Trichomonas vaginalis G3
Lineage: Eukaryota; Parabasalia; Trichomonadida; Trichomonadidae
Exons: 1
Coding region: 1-2097 (698 amino acids)
Source: RefSeq, a predicted model, not a curated record
AUGUUUCUUUUUAGUUUAUUCCUUCUAACAUCAUCAGUUUUGGACGAUAUUGAAAAACAUAUACCAGAAAUUGUUGUUAAGAUACCAGUAUCAGUUGUUUUCAUCGGACAAAACGAUAUGAUAAAGAAAGAGUCAUUAUCUCAAGAAUCCCUUGAGAAAUGGUUCAAAAAUUUCGAUUUCACAACAUACCAAAAUAAAACCAAUUCAACUGAUCAGUUUAUUACUUCCGAAGUUUCAAAAGCACCUCCAAUGAAAUACAAGUUCGUUUUUUCAGUAUUCGAAUUACCAGAGCAAGUCCACAUGGUAUUUGAAAAAGUUCUAGACUAUACAGCACGUUUUAGCUAUGAUAAAAGGAGGAGAUACGUUCAUUUCUACGUAAUUGAAAGACUCCUUCAAUCAUUAGUCGAGCACUACAAGAUUCCAAAUAUUGCAUUCUUCCCACUUUGCAGCAGAGAACAAUAUUAUUACUGCGAAGGAAUGGAAAAUGCAGAAAAAAUGAGUGCCAAGAACAGCCCAGCCUUCGAAGGCGAUCUUUCUCUCAACAUCACACUUGACAAAGACAAAUCAUGGAGUAGCCAAGUCGAUGAACUCAUUACUUUGGCAAAGAACGGAUAUCCGAAUUUCUUCUCAGGCUGGAAUAGUGCAAAUACACUCUAUCUGCGCUUAAAUACAUCGGACUUCUUACGCGAAGAGUUAGUUUCGAACGCUUACAAAGGCGGAAACCGUUGUUCUCAAAAUUGGUUCACAUCCGGACGAAUUUUUUGGUCUGACAUGUUCAACAUCAUUAACAAGGCCAAAGACAAAGAAAUGAACCUUAUUUCUGAAGAUUACGAACGUGAAAUCGCCGCAUUACAAGAAACUUUCGAAUUAUGCAAAGGACCGAACCUAAAUGCCAAGCAGCGCGAGCAUUGUGAGAAAGUAAACAAAUAUAUACAGAAAUUACGUGAGGAAAAGCUCAAAUCCAACCCAUAUUCCUCAGCUCAGAUGCAAUUUUUGGGAAUGUUGAGCGCAAUCAUAUUGGAUGGCCUCAAGGAAGUUAUCACUCCAGUCACACCAACAUUUGAGACCCCGUUCUCCCGUAAAACAAAGAUUUCUAUCACUACAUUCAGCGAUACGAACAAAAAUUUCCCAUCUCUCAAUUACACGAACUACAUGACGUCGUAUUUGUUAUACAACAUGUCCGCAGUCUACGAAUUCGAGAAUAUCAACUUAAACGAGUGGCCAGGAAUUGGAAUUCCGAUUACAACUCGAGUUACUAAAUGCGACGAGUCAGUUCGUAUCCGAAAUUACGAUGACUACAGAUGUAUUGAUAAAAUGCUCUUCCGCGAGGAGCUAAGUUCGCUAGAAGUUCCUCAUGAACUAAGAUCUGACGCAAACAUCACAGAAAGAGAAGUUGUUACGGCAGUUAUUGUUGGAAGUGGAGAGCCAAUACUUUUGUCUAAGUCAUCCCCUGCUUUCGCGUACGAUUGGUCCACAUUAGCUACAUUUACAACUCAGAGCCCCGACAUCAGGCCAUUACUACGAUCAACGCUUGUACACUUGUACGGACUAACAGCCGGUGAAGGUUGGAACUCUGCAACUAUUAUGAGUCCGAGUAGUACUCAUUAUCCUCUCGGCCAACUAUCGAAGGACGUGGCGUAUAGAAACGCUAUGAGGGCUUUCUUGAGCAAAGGCCGAGCCAAAAUUGUGCAGAGGUUAGGACGUAUUAAAGAAUUGCUUAAUUUCGCAGACGAAGUAGGCGCAGGAACAGCAAGUAUAUCUAAGGAGGCUUUGGUUGAGCAGAUUAAGCAAUACGGCCAGUCUGUUGAAGAAAUAUUAGAUUUAUGCGAAAGAUUUGAGUGGCUUCAGAUGAGAAGAGAGCUCUUCAGACACAGACUGAGGCAGAAACAACUCUCAAAGCAGUUGAAAGAAAUUGCAAGACAACUUGAUGAAAACUUGUGCAGCCAAGCACCAGCAGUUAUCUUAAAGACACCUAACAGCUGGAUGGAUUGGUUUGAUAACAUUGCGAUUGUUUCUUUCCCUGUUUGGAUUGGAACUUUCUUCUUCGCGCUACUUUCUUUGUUCAUUGUGUAUUCAAGAAAAAUUAAAAUGGCAUAA